AUGAAUGCUCCUGGAACUAAAUCUGCGAUUCCUUCGAAGUUCGAGAUGAAACCAGACAAUUUACCUUCCUCUAACGGUGUCUAUAUUGACGAAGCCGACAACGAAAUUGUCUUUGACCUUGAACCGAGUCGCUAUCCAUUCAAGAUCCAACUAGAAGAACAAUUGCCAAAACGCAUGAUCGAGCAAUUCCGACAUAUCAUCAGUGACAAGCCGAUUAAUCCCGAAUUCCAGAAAUACUGGGAUAAACGACACCGUCUCGUCUUCCCCCCUAUUCGUUCAAGUAGCGAUACCCACCUAUUACUGCUCGACUUUUGGACACUCGCCACCCGUUACCUCAAAUACAUCCAGCCAAAGCAUGAGUAUCAACCUGGAAUCAACAUUCUUACUCAAGAUAGGCGUGUAUUAACGGAUGUCUAUGUACGCAUGGGUUCCAAAAUUGUAAUUGUGGCAGACGCCAUAGACCCAGCCCUCGAUGACAUCUAUGCCGCAGACCUAGUCAGUCUGGCAGCGGGAAAGCAAUCGUCGAGCUUUGAGGGAGAUAUACCUGAGGUAAUUCAUGGACACGAAGCUAUUCUCUCAAAGUUAUGCUAUGCGAUUAUGGACGAAUGCGAAGAAAAACCUCGUUGGGCCAUGAUAUAUGGUGGGAAUAAUUAUGUCAUUUACCUCGUGCUUCCUGUCUUGGUGGGUAGUACAAGACGAUGCGUAUUGGUUUCUUCUGGCGCCCUCUCUAUCGAUGACACAGAAACUCCCUUCGUUUCUAUCAUGAUGUAUAUGUUGCUUUCCUCGGAUAUGUCUCAUGAGAGCAUCGCCAAAACCCUAGGUAUCGAACCCAUCGCGGGUGUUCUAAUUACCGCGUCGAAUCAGAUAGGCGAACUAAACGGGAAUGCAUCAGAGCCAGCUCCUGUCGAUUUUAUAUACAUCAGUAGCACCCUCGAUCCUUCUGCGCAACUGCCUUUCACUCGUUUACCUAGUGAUCUCAAACCCACUGAGGAUAGUCAUUAUGGCAACGAAGAUUCCCUCAAUAUCCUACUGCAAUAUCGCAUAGCAGGGCUUGCAAGUAUUGUUUAUCAAGCGAACGGAAUUCUUGCAAAGACACCCCUUCCAUCAUUCGAGAGUGAAUUCGAGGAUGAGGUCGAUACAUAUCGGCAUUUGAUGCGGACGAAAGCAUCCCAAUUUAUUCCAACAUUUUAUGGCUGUUUCAAAUACCGAAACGCAAAGAUCAUGAUCUUAUCCGAUGACGGAACAUCCUUACAAAGCUUUGACGGACUCUCCGAGCAACUAAGGUACGGACUGUACCUCAAUACGAUAUUUUAUAGCUUAGGUGAAUCUAGACAGGAAAUAUUCAACAUGUUGUGGGAUAUCCAUGAAGCACAUGUAGAUAUCCCGGGGUUCGGUCCCAAUAGUGUGGUGAUCGGGGGUAAUGGACCCACCAUUAUCUUGAUAGGUGCAAGCAUGAACCACGUUUGCCCCGGAACCCUGAAAUGUGAUAUGCUUCAAAAUGCUCGACCCAAUCUCGGUAUUAUCGACACCAACAAGGCCAUAUCGCACAAAAUGAAGUGGAUACAAGAUACCAUCCGUCAAAUUUUAGGACAUAAAGUUGAGAUAUCUGAGCAGGAGUAUUUCCUUCCCGAAGUCUCGGGCAAAGCAGGACACGCCUCAGCAAUACCUAGAAGGUUCGAAAUGGAGCCAGAGAACUCAUCUCGCUCCAAUGGAAUCUAUGUCAACGAAGACGAUGAAGAACAUGUGUACUAUCUUGAACCGUUUCGAUACCCUUACACGAUUCAGUUCGAGGAAGAUUUGCCGAAACGCAUGAUCGAGCAGCUUCAACGUGUCCUCAGAGACGAUCCAAUUGAUCCUAUAUUCCGCGAAUACUGGGACGCACGACACACGCUCGUCUCUCCUCCUAUCCGGUCCAUAAGCGAUGUAACUCUCUUUUUGUUCGAUUUCUGGAACCUUUCAAUCCGAUAUCUUCGUCACAUCCAGCCAGAAAUCGUACCUUGGGUUGAAUUUGGUGCUAUCACCCAAGAUAGACGUAUCCGAACAGACCUCUAUGUAAAGACACGUUCUAAAACUAUC
Messenger RNA from Acaulospora colombiana, 2076 nucleotides. The record is from the annotation of a GenBank genome assembly. NCBI's taxonomy places the organism in Eukaryota, Fungi, Glomeromycota, Glomeromycetes, Diversisporales, Acaulosporaceae.